Porites lobata is the source of this 1123-nucleotide messenger RNA. NCBI's taxonomy places the organism in Eukaryota, Metazoa, Cnidaria, Anthozoa, Scleractinia, Poritidae. The record is from the annotation of a GenBank genome assembly.
AUGACAACUGUAGAGAGCAAUCUGGAAACCAAACUUACACAAUUGGACAUUAACGUGAAGAAAACUAACGUCGUCAUUGAGAGCCAAAACCCAGAGGCUACUGAGCGACAUCUACAAACUUUAAAGGCAAUCUCGGACACUGUGAAUCAUUUGAGACUUGAGAUCGAAGCGAAGAAAAUUGAAUCGAAAGUAAACAGCCAUGCAAUUCAAACUUGGAACGACGAUGUAGACUCUAAACUACAAGCAGCGGACGUCGAAAUUGGGAGGAUAACGUAAAUAAGUAUGCGAUCAUGAAAAAGAAGCAGAGAUAAACGCGAAGAAGGAACAGCUGCAAUUCGAAGAAGAAAUCCAAAAGAUGAAGCUGCAACUAAAAGCAGACCAACUAGCCAAGACGACAAGCCAAAACGAAGGAGUCGGUCAAGGCUUAUCUUCUUGUGGUGUACAAGCAAAACUACCAAAACUUCUGAUUACAAAAUUCGAUGGUUCUCAUAUGGAUUGGCCACGAUUUUGAGGAGAAUUUGCGGAGAAUAUUGACAAGACAAAUGUCGCGCCAAUCACCAAAUUCACUUAUUUACGAGAGUUGGUCACCCCACAGGUUAGCCGGAUGAUCGAAGCCUUACCUUUCACUGCAGAGGGGUAUAACCCCACGAAGAGCAUAUUCAAGGAGAAGUUCGGCAAGGACUCGGAAAUAAUCAAGGCUUACACAAAGGAGAUACUCAAACUUCCUACCCUGAUGGGCACAAAUCCCAAAGCUAUAAGCGAUUUCAGUGAGAAACUAACCUAUUGUGUGCAAGCUUUACAAACGCUAAACAAGCUAAAGCAAGUAAACAGAGCUACUUUGAUGACCCUGGGAUUCGUGGGGACCUUGUGCGUACAGACCCGGAAUGGGAGAAAUGGGAUUUUGUGAAACUCAGCGAGGCCAUCCGUUUGUGGACAAGAAGAAAUCAUGUCGAUACGAAAUCAAAUGAGAGAGAUUCGGGUGAACGGUGAAACCAGAAGUGGGAUUGAUCACGCAAACUCUACAAGCGCGUGGGCAAGAUUUCAACCCAAAGAAUGCGUUUACUGUGAGGAUGUGAGUCACAAACCAUUGAACUGUCAAAAGAUUACAAAAAUCGAAGAAAGA